AUGGAUUUUCUCAACUUCGCUUUGCUACUAACGAGUCGAAGACAGCUUUACAUGGCAAGCUGGCAACACACAUUGGUGUUCGCCUCGUUUCUCCCUGAUCUUCUGCUCGAUGGUGGGGCUUGGCCGUCGCAAACGAGUACUAGUUCUUAUUCGUUCGAUCUUCUUGAUAUUUGCGUCUGGUCUAGUCAUGUUCCACUGUGCAUGUUUGCUGUUUAG
This is a messenger RNA of Heterobasidion irregulare TC 32-1, 216 nucleotides long. RefSeq lists its product as uncharacterized. NCBI's taxonomy places the organism in Eukaryota, Fungi, Basidiomycota, Agaricomycetes, Russulales, Bondarzewiaceae. The record is from RefSeq and is a predicted model, not a curated record. The transcript is spliced from 2 exons. Bases 1 to 216 code for a protein of 71 amino acids.